UUCUUCUUCCCGGUUCGAUUUCUCUGUUGCAAAAGGGUAAAACAAAAUUUAAGAAUAAAAAUUGGAACUUUUUAUUUUUUAUUUUUUAGGGGGUUUGCUUCCUGUUUUACCAGAAUAAGAAUUUAUUGAAAUUCCAUUAAUUUUUAAUUUCCCCCCCCUCAAUUUCAAUUGUUUUACGCCAGAAAAGAAACGUUUUUGUGAUCUGGGUGUGUGCUAUUCUGGGCAUUACUGGAUGAGGGAGCAUGUUUUGUUUCAUGGGUUUUGCUGAUCAUCAUCAUCAUCAUCAUCAUCAUUCAUCACCACAAGAAAAAGGCUUGUCCGUCUGUAUAUACAUGCGUUGGAACAGUAGCUAGCUUGUGAUGUUUUAUGUUGUUGGGUUUGGCAUGAGACAUUGAUGGAGAAUCAUCAUCAUCAUCAUCAGCAUAAUAAUCAUCAUCAUCAGAAUCUGUUUGUGAGGAUGGAGAAGUACCCGAGAGAUUUGCUUCAGAGAUUCAUCGUGUCAAGUGGUGGCAGUGAUGAUAACACAACACAGACACAGCAAUCUCAACAGCAACGUUUUCGAGAAGAAGAAGAAGAAGAAGAACGCGAAGAUGAGGAGGUUGAGCUGAACCUCGGUCUCUCCUUGGGUGGAAGAUUUGGAGUGGACAAGCACGCCAAGAACAAGAAGCUCAUGCGCUCCUCCUCCGUCGUGGGGACAAUGCCUUUCCUCCGGGAGGACGACGCCGUGGCUCCGCCGCCGGCAAACCCGACCCUCAUGAGGACGUCGUCGCUGCCGACGGAGACGGAAGAGGAGUGGCGGAAGCGGAAGGAGUUGCAGACGCUGCGGCGGAUGGAGGCCAAGAGGCGGAGGUCGGAGAAGCAGAGAGUUUCCAAGACGGAUAGAGAAGGCAGCGGCGGCGGAGGCGGCGGUGGUUUGGAGGAAGUGGAGGGUGCAAGUGCAACAAUGGGGUUGAAUAGGUUUGGUUCUUCAACGGUGGCGCCACCACCCUUUGCGUUGCCAAGUUGGGCUGUGGGGGCAAGACAAGUUGUUCUUAGUGAUGUGCUGGCGAAAGGGAAGGUUGGGGUUGGUUUUCAAGGAUUGUUUGCGCAGCCAUCUUCUCAGGGCUCAGCGGAUUCCCAAGGGGGAAGCUCUUCAUCAGUAUCUGAAAUGGAGAGCAAGCCUUUUCUAGGAUCAAGCAGUUGUGGUGAAGCAAGAAGCCCUGCUAGUAAUCAGUCAAUACAGGAACGAAGCAGUCAAGAUGCUGUUGGUUCAUCAGUUACAAAGACAAAUGAGAAUAUGACUAGAACUUCAAGAGCUGAGGUGGAGAAUCCAUCUAAGAAGCCCAAUCCUCACCAAAAUAUGGGGAGGGAAAUUGGGACAAACUCAAUGGAAGACAUGCCUUGUGUAUUUACUAAAGGGGAUGGUCCUAAUGGAAGAAGAGUUGAGGGAAUCUUAUACAAAUAUGGUAAAGGGGAGGAAGUGAGGAUAAUGUGUGUGUGCCAUGGAAACUUCCUCUCUCCGGCAGAGUUUGUUAAGCAUGCUGGUGGUGGGGAUGUUGCACACCCACUUAGGCACAUUGUUGUAAACCCUUCUGCUGCUCCCUUUUUGUGAUAUGAGUCCCCUCUUGUCCUUCAACAAUAGGGUUGUAAUAUAGGUUACAUUGAAGAGAAGGAAUGUUGGUUUGAUAGCUUUUUUUUUUUUUUUUAGUUUUGGUCUCCAUUUUUUGCUUAGCUUUUGAAUGAAACUAUAUUAUAUAUAGACACUUGCCUCCCUUCUGGAAGGGAAUGUUACUUAAACCCCAUCUAAAAUGGAGUAAUUAGAAAACUAGUUUUAUGGCAUAUAAGUAGUAGCUUAUUUCAUUUGGUAGUCACGUAAACUAGUAUUAUUAUUAAGAACACAUAAAAAUAGUGACUUCUUAUGUAUCAACUCUGGCGCCAUGGUGCGCAUAAGAAGUAGCUUAUUUCAUUUGGUGCGG
Molecule: messenger RNA, 1955 nt
Organism: Gastrolobium bilobum
Lineage: Eukaryota; Viridiplantae; Streptophyta; Magnoliopsida; Fabales; Fabaceae
Product: ninja-family protein AFP3-like
Exons: 2
Coding region: 395-1591 (398 amino acids)
Biological process (GO): response to abscisic acid; negative regulation of DNA-templated transcription; signal transduction
Cellular component (GO): nucleus
Source: RefSeq, a predicted model, not a curated record